UUAAAGUAGAGUUUAAACAGCGAGAGGAGAAGAGCCAGCCGGCAGUAGUAGGAGAGGAAGAGGAGUCCCAAUCCCACGGUGCCUCGACCGCCUCCCUCACCCCGUACUACCCUACGCCCACCACCGCUCCCCGCGCGGCGGAACCCUAGGCCGCGGCGUGGAUCCCGAGAUCUCCGGGGGGCUCUAGCGGCGGUGUGCGCACUGCCCUCAGCUCGCCGGCGGCGGGGGGCGGCGCCCCCCAUGCCUUUGGCGCCUCGAUCGGAGCCGAUCGGUGGGCGCGGGAGGCGUCAGAGCAGCUCGGCGGCCGCGGCGGGAGCCGGAGAGGCGGAGGCGGGGAAGGGAGAGGGAGAAGAGGAGGCAGAGGAGAAGGAUGGCGCUGUUCCGCAAGUUCUUCCUGAAGAAGACGCCGGAUCGGCUGCUCGAGAUCUCCGAGCGUGUCUAUGUGUUCGACUGCUGCUUCUCCGCGGAUGCCAUGGGUGAGGAUGAGUACAGGGAUUACUUGAGUGGCAUCGUUGCACAAUUGCAGGACUACUUUCCGGAUGCGUCAUUCAUGGUCUCCAAUUUCUGGUCGGGGGACAAGAGGAGUCGGAUUUCAGAUAUAUUGUCUGAGUACGACAUGACAGUCAUGGAUUACCCACAACAGUACGAAGGAUGCCCGCUCCUUCAGCUUGAGAUGAUCCAUCAUUUCUUGAAAUCAUGUGAAAACUGGUUGUCAGUGGAAGGUCAGCAGAACAUGCUUCUGAUGCACUGUGAGAGAGGGGGAUGGCCAGUGCUUGCAUUCAUGUUGGCUGGACUGCUCCUAUAUCGGAAAACAUACACUGGUGAGCAAAAGACACUAGAGAUGGUCUACAAGCAGGCUCGCAGGGAUUUUAUACAGCAAUUCUUUCGGUUGAAUCCUCAGCCUUCGCACCUCAGAUAUUUGCACUAUGUAACAAGACAUGGAAGUGGUUCAGAAUGGCCUCCCAUUAGCCGUCCUCUCAUCUUGGAUUCAGUAGUUCUCCACACUGUUCCUAGAUUUGAUUCUGAAGGGGGCUGUAGGCCGUACUUGCGUAUACAUGGGCAAGACUCGAGUCCUGGUAACAAGAGUGCAAAAGUUCUUUUUGAGAUUCCGAAGACCAAGAAACACCUCCAGCGUUAUGGGCAGAUGGUUGCAAUGCAGGUAGAAGUUCCAGUAAAAAUUAGUGCCUUUUGCCGUGUUCAGGGAGAUGUUGUUCUUGAAUGUAUUCACAUUGGCCGUAACAUAGAUCAUGAGGAAACGAUGUUUCGGGUCAUGUUCAACACUGCCUUCAUUCAAUCAAAUGUGCUUGGAUUGAAUCGUGAUGAUAUUGACACUGCGUGGAACGUGAACAAUCAGUUCCCAAGGGACUUCCGAGCUGAGGUACUCUUUUCGGACCCUGACUCUUUCAAGCCUGCUGCUGUGUUAGAAGAGGUAGGUGAUGAUGGAGAUGAGACUGAUGUCGCUUCAGUAGAUACGGGAGAUGAGUUUUAUGAAGCAGAGGAGGAUUGGCAUGAUGCUAGAAGAGAUCCAGAAACCCAGUCAACUGACGGUAGAACUUCAUUAGAAGUUGGCAACACAGAAUUGGAUGGUGGGGUGGCAAGUGAAGCAAACAUCAGCCUAGAGAAGCAUCUGACUGAUGAGGAUGUGAAGCUUAUUGUCUCUCAAAAUUCAGGUAGCAUGAAUGACAAUGGCCCAAGUGCAACUGCCCCUAUUUUGGAAAAUCUAGGAGGUUUACAGCAGGCAUGUAAAGUUCUUGAGAAGUCUAAAUUAGGCAACAGAAGUGACCAAGAGGACAAUGCUGUGCACGACAUACAGGUGGUUGCUUGUUCUGUAGAUUCAGAAGGACGCAAGUUUGGAUCCAUCUGCCAGGAGGAUACAAAAGGUGUAAUUGCACAAACGUUAGUAACCGCAACAGAUCCAAGUUGCAGUGAUGAAGUUCAGUGCCAUCCAGAUGGAUGCACAAAAAUAUCAAGGUACACUGAUUUGGACUACACUGCUUUCGGCGCUCCUAGAACAUCAUCUGGUAUGGAUGAGGAUACACACUUGAGGACCAGGCCAAAUGAAGGACAACCAAAUGGUGACAUCAAGAUUAUUACUGAAAACACAAUAACUGUGGACAAUGAGCUACUGAUCUAUGAAGAGAAAACUGUAGUCGAUAAUGGAAACCUAAUGCAAGAGGUGAAAAAGGUUGUCAAGGAAGAGAGCGUUAUUUCCAAAAUGGAUAGAACUCGUCUUGAGAAUAUGCACUCACGAGAUAACAGUAAUCACAAGGUAGAAAUGGCCAAGAUUGCUGAGACAGCUGACACAAGAUUGGAGGAAAGCAAAUUGAAAUCAGGUCAUGGAGAUCCCAUACUUGCAAAGAAAACCAGUUUGCAGGAUAGUAUUGUCGUAUUACCAGCUAAUGAAAUAGCAGCAGAAAUAAAAACUAAGCGAGAGGAGCGUGGUGGCAGACGGGAUUUCGGCCUAGCUCUUCCUCAGAGUAAAAUAGAAGCUAGAGCUAAUAGCCCAAGGAUAAGCGAUGUCCAAAGGCAAACACCUGAAGCUGCAUCGUCCGUACCAAAGAAAAUACCAGUAGAUGGUACUGCGCCUGAGCCAGUGUUAUUGGAAGCUAUCGUUGGGCACAUCGAACAACUGGAACAACAAUCAAAGCCAGCCAAAGCUAAAACAAUACGUAGAUGGGUCUCACCCAAGAAGGAAUCUGAAACUGCCUCUGUGCGUAGGCCAUCUCACCCUCCAUCCAGAUAUGACAGCUCUCCAGCUGCACUAGCUAUCCGUUCCAUGUCCACAGACAACAAAAUCAAUGUUGUGAAAGGUGCAUCUCUAGUACUACCCGGAGUACCGUAUGGCAAGCACAUUUCGCAAGAUGCAGCACUGUCUUCUACAUUCCCUCCACGGCUCUCAGUGACAGGUGCACAAGCUGCAUCAAGAACUCAAGCUACAAAUCCUGCUCCACCACCUCCACCACCGCCGCCUCCAUUCUACUCUUCUUCAAGUUCAGGUACCAAGCACCUGCCACCACCUCCUCCUCCUCCUCCACCACCACCACCACCACCUCCGGCUUCAGCAGGCCUGUCAAACAUACCUCCCCCUCCUCCACCUCCGUUCCUAGGGUUAGGUGUUCGUGGAAACGUUCCACCGCCACCACCACCUCCUCCAAGGUUAAAUGGCAGUGCUAUCGCUCCACCUGCGCCUCCACCGCCACCUCCGAAACCAAGUUCAAGUGCUCCACCCCCACCCCCACCCCAACCUCCUCCAGCCCCAUCCUUCAUAAGACAUCCAAGUGCUCCUCUUCCACCGCCACCUCCACCUCCACCACCAACGGCACGCUCUGUUGCUCCUCCACCACCACCUCCCCCGCUUCCAGCAACACGCUCUGGUGCUCCACCUCCACCACCACCUCCCAGAACAUGUUCUACUCCUCCUCCUCCGCCGCCACCACCAAUGACCCGUUCAGGAGCACCACCUCCCCCGCCCCCUCCUCCAGGUGGACGUCCUGGACCUCCACCAUCCCCACCUCCUCCUGGUGCACGUCCUGGACCUCCACCGCCCCCACCUCCUCCUGGUGCACGUCCUGGGCCUCCACCUCCCCCACCCCCUCCCGGUGCACGUCCUGGCCCUCCAGCUCCCCCACCCCCUCCAGGUGCACGGCCAGGCCCCCCACCUCCUCCAGGUCGACCAGGAGCUCCACCUCCUCCGCCUCCACCUGGAGGUGGCGGGCGAGCACCUCCACCACCACCUGCACCUGGAGGAAGAGUUGGUGGGCCUCCUCCACCUCCUCCUCCAGGUGGCCGCGCACCAGCUCCACCUAGAGCACCAGGCGUACCACCACCACCAGGAGGCAAUCCUAGCUCCUUAGGUAGAGAGCGUGGGGUUGUACGUUCUCCAGCAUCAGGUUUUGGGGCUGCAGCUGCACGGAAAUCAACAUUAAAGCCACUGCAUUGGGUCAAAGUGACAAGGGCUAUGCAAGGUAGUCUGUGGGAAGAAUUACAGCGAAAUGAUGACUCACAGAGUGUUUCAGAGUUUGAUUUAUCAGAACUGGAGAGCCUUUUUCCAGCAGCUGUUCCGAAGUUGGAUAACACCUCCAAAACUGAUCGAAGAAAAUCUCUUGGAUCAAAGCCAGAAAAAGUUCACCUAAUUGAGUUGAGGAGGGCAAACAACACCGAGAUCAUGUUGACAAAAGUAAAGAUGCCACUGCCAGAGUUGGUGAGGGCGGCUCUGGCACUGGAUCAGUCCACCUUGGAUGUGGAUCAAGUGGAGAAUCUUAUAAAGUUCUGCCCUACGAAAGAGGAAAUGGAAACUCUUAAGAACUACACUGGAGACAAGGAAAAUCUGGGAAAAUGUGAACUGUUCUUCCUUGAAUUGAUGAAAGUCCCAAGAAUGGAGUCAAAAUUACGAGUGUUCUCCUUCAAGAUCCAGUUUGGUUCACAAGUUGCAGAUCUCGGAAAAAGUUUGAAAACCAUAGACUCUUCAUGUAAUGAGAUCCGAACUUCUCUCAAGUUGAAGGAAAUAAUGAAGAAAAUCCUGCUCCUUGGAAAUACGCUGAACCAGGGGACUGCUAGAGGUGCUGCAGUUGGUUUCCGGUUGGAUAGUCUGCUAAAACUUACAGAUACCCGGGCAACAAAUAAUAAGAUGACAUUAAUGCACUACCUCUGCAAGGUGCUUGCUGCAAAGUCACCACAGCUGUUGAACUUUUAUGUGGAUCUUGUUAGUUUAGAAGCUACAUCAAAGAUACAACUGAAAAUGCUAGCAGAAGAAAUGCAAGCAGUUAGUAAAGGGCUGGAAAAAGUUGAGCAUGAGUUUAAAGCUUCAGAAAGUGAUGGUCCAGUGUCAGAAGUUUUUCGUGAGAAACUAAAAGAGUUCACUGACAAUGCUGGAGCAGACGUGCAGUCAUUGUCUUCAUUGUUUUCUGAAGUGGGAAAAAAGGCUGAUCAACUGAUUAAAUAUUUUGGUGAGGACCCUGUCCGUUGCCCAUUUGAACAAGUUAUGUCUACCCUGUUGACAUUUGUAACAAUGUUCCGUAAAGCACAUGAGGAGAACGUCAAGCAAGCUGAGAUUGAGAAGAAAAAGGCUCAGAAAGAGGCAGAAGCAGAGAAGACUAAAAAUGCGCAGUUGGCAAGUAAAAAUGAAUCAAAACCGUCUAAUCCAAGCCGACAAGCAAAACAGAUGUUAGAGAAAACAAAAGCUACAAGUAGAAGAGGAAAAGAUGUUGGAUGAUCUCAGAUGAUAAACUCCGCAGUUGUGUUUUUGAUCUGCUUGCCGGGCAAAUAUAUACCCUGCUUGAUGCAUGGGAGGGGCCGAGGUUUUGCAUUGUGUCUUUGGGCAGGCAAAGAUGUGGGAAUGGAUGCAGUCAUCAAUGGAAAUAAAAUAGUAUGACUGCAUUGAUGCAACUGUACAGUUCUCUCAACGGUCUCACUGGCGAUGGCCGACUAUUUUUUUCCCUUCGGUCAACAAGGGUCCAGUGCCAACAUUUGACUGAUGUAAAGAGCUGAUGGCGAAGCUAACUUCAUUCUUUUUCUUACUGUUCUAUGUUGCUAGGUCUUUCUAACACCGGUUGCAAGUACAGCCAUGGCUUGAAAAACAGCCGGACAGGAAGGUUCGAAAUUGUACAAAUAGGAAUAGGAAUAGGAAUAGGAAUAGGGAAUCAGUGGGGAAACAAUCCGGGAGCAAAGAAUGUAUACCUGGCAGACUAAAUACGAGAUGUAGAUGCACUUAUAGUGCAGUAGUAUAUUUUUGGUAGCUGAUGUAUCAUCUUUUACCCCCAUAUGACCGCAAACAUUUGUCGCCGGGUACCAUUAAUGGAAUAAUUGUUUCCUGGUCAGAAAGCAAGAGCAGAGAAAAGAAGAGAAAAUGCAGAGUAGCAAUGUGUAAGAGCUAGGCUAUUACAGAGGUGGCAAAACUGAUGUAUCAUAUUUUCCGUGAUAGGUUUUUAUGGUUGCUUUGUCUGCCCCGAUGGAGGUGCUGACGUUUU
Brachypodium distachyon (stiff brome) is the source of this 5966-nucleotide messenger RNA. Its product is annotated as formin-like protein 5. The record is from RefSeq and is a predicted model, not a curated record. The transcript has 18 exons. NCBI's taxonomy places the organism in Eukaryota, Viridiplantae, Streptophyta, Magnoliopsida, Poales, Poaceae. The coding region runs from base 371 to 5212 and encodes 1613 amino acids.